AGCAUGUGAGUGACACGUGACACAGCUAUAAAUGACUAAAACCCCUAGAUACAACCUUCGCGAGUUCGCGUUCAGUAUCCGCCGCUCGUCUUCCUCUUCAGAGAAUCGCAGAAAGACCUAGCGAGAGCAGCAACAAUGGUAGCGGGCAAGAAGACGAAAAAGACACAUGAGAGCAUAAACAAUAGGCUGGCUCUGGUAAUGAAGAGUGGAAAGUACACUCUUGGUUACAAGACAGUCCUGCGCACCCUACGCGGUUCUAAAGCGAAGCUAGUACUUAUAUCUAACAACUGCCCACCACUGCGCAAAUCCGAGAUUGAGUACUAUGCCAUGCUUGCCAAAGUUGGGGUUCACCACUACAAUGGAAACAAUGUUGAUAUGGGAACAGCAUGUGGCAAGUACUUCCGUGUGUCAUGCCUAAGCAUCAUUGAUCCAGGUGAUUCCGAUAUUAUAAAGUCUCUGCCUGGUGAUCAGUGAGAGACUUGGAUGGACCAAAGCUAGUAUAACUCUCUGUUCACUUCCUGUGCGUCGAUGUCAGUCAGAAAACUCCAUUAUGUUCUCUCUUUUUUUGCCUCUAAACUACCGAGUAUUUCUAAGUUUGUGGUUCAUUAACUACAUUACUGUGGUUAUUUAGAAUGUAUUUGAAAUAUUAUCCAGCUGGUCUAUUUUUGGUUACAAUUUUUUUUAAAA
This is a messenger RNA of Tripterygium wilfordii, 687 nucleotides long. RefSeq names its product 60S ribosomal protein L30-like. Gene Ontology annotation, molecular function: RNA binding; structural constituent of ribosome. Gene Ontology annotation, cellular component: cytosolic large ribosomal subunit. NCBI's taxonomy places the organism in Eukaryota, Viridiplantae, Streptophyta, Magnoliopsida, Celastrales, Celastraceae. The record is from RefSeq and is a predicted model, not a curated record. Bases 136 to 474 code for a protein of 112 amino acids. The transcript is spliced from 5 exons.